AUGUUUUCUACUGAAAAUGGCAGUUUCGUUCUUAUUACACUUGUUUUCUGUUCAAUUGUUGCUAAGAUUGCUUGGGAGCUUUUCUUCUCUCCAUUGAGGCAUUUCCCGGGCCCGGUCGCUGCAAAGUUCACGAACAUUUAUCGUGCAUUUACAGUGUACUUAGGUUCCGUGGACAAAACGCAAAGAAACUGGCAUCGUGAUUAUGGCGUAGCUGUUCGAAUUGGUCCGAAAACCAUCAGUCUUAGUGAUCCAUCUUUGAUUGGGACGAUAUAUGCAACAAAAAAUGCUUGGCUCAAGAGCGAGAUGUACAAGCCCAAUGAUGCCCUUAUUGAAGGGAAACGGAUGUCAAAUAUUUUCAAUUCUAGAGAUCCUUUGUGGCAUGAAAGAUACGUUAAACCCAUCAGGAGUCUCUGGACCAUGACAAAGGUUCUGGACAUCGAACCCUUGGUUGAUGAAACUUUGGGAAUAUUCAUCGACAAACUAAGUGCGAAUUUUGCGGAUGAAUCGAAGACAUGCAUGGUGAAUGAUUGGCUGGCGUACUUCGCUUGGGAUGUGGCGGCAAACAUCAGCUUUGGACGACCAUUCGGAUUGAUUGAACAAGAAAGGGAUGUUGAUAACAUCCUUCUUGAAUCCCAAAGGUCGCUUUACUACUUCUCCGUCGUCAGUCAAAUUCCAUGGAUUGACCAUUUUCUUGACAAGAACCCAAUAAUUCGGAUUGGUCCCAGGCCUACUGUAACGGGGAUACUGUACUGCUUUAAGGUUGUUGCUCAAUAUCGAGAAGAGCUCUUAUCGGCGGGUCACAAGCACAAAGCCAUCAACCACUACCUCGAUAAAUAUUUCAAGCUCAAAGAAACGAACCCGGACCUAAUUGAUGACAACCAAAUUGUAACAUAUCUAAUACUCAGUAUUCUUGCAGGCGGCGACACGACCGCAUCAACCAUGAGGGGUAUUCUAUACUACCUUUCCAAAAAUGCAUCCGCUUACACAAAACUGAUCGACGAGCUAGACAAUGCGAAUCUCUCACUGCCAGCGCAAUGGAAGGAUAUACAUGAUCUUCCUUACUUGAGUGCAGUGCUCCGUGAGGCUAUGCGCAUUAAUCCGGGUUCUGCUAUGAUGUUAGAGCGAGUUGUUCCCGAUUCUGGAUUUACUCUUCCCGACGGAAGAUUUAUUCCCGGUGGAACAUCCGUGGGUAUCAACCCCGGAGUCUCGAAUCGGGACCCUGAAACCUUCGGAUCUGAUGUCGAUUCCUUUAAUCCCGAUCGCUGGCUGCAAAUGAAAGGAGAGUCUCAAGAAAAUUUUGAAACUCGUCACAAACAGAUGGUUAAAACUGUCGAUUUUAUAUUCGGUGGUGGUAGUCGAGUAUGCAUGGGGAAAUAUUUCGUUCAGCUGGAAUUGUGGAAAACGAUGGCUACUCUAUACAGUAUUUUCGAUAUAAAACUCGAGGAUCCCAAUCAUAUCUGGAAAUCUCAUAACGCCUUCUUCACAUAUCAAUGGGAUGUUCCCAUGAAGAUAUCCAGGCGGACUAGAGCUCGAACUUAA
Molecule: messenger RNA, 1539 nt
Organism: Botrytis fragariae
Lineage: Eukaryota; Fungi; Ascomycota; Leotiomycetes; Helotiales; Sclerotiniaceae
Product: putative benzoate 4-monooxygenase cytochrome p450 protein
Exons: 4
Coding region: 1-1539 (512 amino acids)
Molecular function (GO): heme binding; iron ion binding; oxidoreductase activity, acting on paired donors, with incorporation or reduction of molecular oxygen
Source: RefSeq, a predicted model, not a curated record